GGGAGGGAGCGCGGCGCCCGCGGCCCUUCAAUUGGCCGCGCCGCCCCCUCGCCCGAGAGGCGGGAGGAGGCGGCCCUCCAUUGGUCGGGCUCGGCGGCCAAUGCCUGCAGGCCUCGAGGAGGAGGUGGGGGCAGUUCGUGGGGAGCCGCGGUGCCGGCAGGGGCCGAGGCAGCCAGCGGGAUUCCGGAGCGGACCGGGAGGCUCUGCGGGACCAGUCGGACCGAGCCGCCGAGGCACUGCCCACGCCCCGCCGCCGUGAGCGACCCCGCGCCGCCCAGACGAGCCAGCGCCGAGCAUCUCCCGCGGCGGUCAUUCUUCAGAGCCAGCAGCGGGGAAGCCCAGUGCCAUAGACCCCCGGCCCCGAGUGCAGCCUCUCCCCGCCGUCCGAACCACCAUGACCCACUUCAACAAGGGCCCUUCCUACGGGCUCUCGGCCGAGGUCAAGAACAAGAUUGCUUCCAAGUAUGAUCAUCAGGCUGAAGAAGAUCUUCGCAAUUGGAUAGAGGAGGUGACGGGCAUGAGCAUCGGGACCAACUUCCAGCUGGGUCUAAAGGACGGCAUCAUUCUCUGCGAACUUAUAAACAAGCUGCAGCCAGGCUCGGUGAAGAAGGUCAACGAGUCCUCGUUAAACUGGCCUCAGUUGGAGAACAUUGGCAACUUUAUUAAAGCCAUUCAGGCUUACGGGAUGAAGCCCCAUGACAUAUUUGAAGCAAAUGACCUUUUUGAGAAUGGAAACAUGACCCAGGUUCAGACCACUCUGGUGGCUCUAGCAGGGCUGGCUAAAACAAAAGGAUUCCACACAACCAUUGACAUUGGGGUUAAGUAUGCAGAAAAACAAACAAGGCGUUUUGAUGAAGGAAAAUUAAAAGCUGGCCAAAGUGUGAUUGGCUUGCAGAUGGGAACCAACAAAUGUGCCAGCCAGGCAGGUAUGACAGCCUAUGGGACUAGGAGGCAUCUUUAUGAUCCCAAAAUGCAAACUGACAAACCCUUUGACCAGACCACAAUUAGUCUGCAGAUGGGCACUAACAAGGGAGCCAGCCAGGCCGGGAUGUUAGCACCAGGCACCAGAAGAGACAUCUAUGACCAGAAGCUCACAUUACAACCCGUGGACAACUCAACGAUUUCUCUACAGAUGGGAACCAACAAAGUCGCUUCCCAGAAAGGAAUGAGUGUAUACGGGCUCGGGCGGCAAGUAUAUGACCCCAAAUACUGUGCCGCUCCGACAGAACCUGUCAUUCACAAUGGAAGCCAAGGAACGGGAACAAAUGGGUCGGAAAUCAGUGAUAGUGAUUAUCAGGCAGAAUACCCAGAUGAGUAUCAUGGCGAGUACCAAGAUGACUACCCCCGAGAUUACCAAUAUGGCGACCAAGGCAUUGAUUAUUAGACGCACACAGAGGGGCCCAGUAUUUAGUCCAUUGUUUUUAUUCAGUGAGAACCAAGCUAGCCUUGAGUAAUUUUUAUCUUGUCUUCCUAAAACACUAUUAUGCUUAUUGUACUUAAUAAAAGAAAUUGCCUUACAUACAUUCCUUUUUCCUUUUUCUGCCUCUUCCCUAAAUAGUUGCCUUCUAGUGCUGUAACAGUUAAAUCCUACAGCAUAACCAAUAACUCGCAUAUGAAGUAAAAAGGAAUACUGUGAAAGGGGAGUACUCUCGUACAGCCAAUUCUUUUAUUAAAGAUCUAUGCAUUUUUACAAUCUAAAACUGGUAUUUUCAAACAAUAGGAACCUUUUUUUUUUUUUUUUACAGUUUAUCUGGUUUCUACAUGGAAGACUAAAUAAACCCAUGCUUGUUGCUAAAUGGGGUCUUUGCCAACUAAAUAGAAGAUGCAGCCUUUUUAGAAAUUUACCAUAUGAAUGUUUCUACAGUAUUGUUUGCUAAUUUUUAAAUAAAGUCAUGAUCCGUGUGCAUUUGUGAUCAUCCGCGUACUCAUUCUCUCACCUAAGCCGACACGGUCGUCUCAGAGUGGAGUGCUUCCAAAGGAGCUUGUACAAAAAGGGCCUACGGACACUUAGGUCUGGGUGGCGUGUCCGCUUCUCCUGUUUGUGCCAAUGUAUCAUGUAGAGUUCUCUGUUCUCUUCAAGUGUAUUUAUUGUUGCAUUUCUCAGCAUAAACAUCCCAUUGUAUUUUUUAUAAAUAAAUAUUUUUUUUGAACAUUCA
Messenger RNA from Otolemur garnettii (small-eared galago), 2156 nucleotides. It is a transcript of the gene CNN3, whose product is annotated as calponin 3. The transcript is spliced from 7 exons. Gene Ontology annotation, molecular function: actin binding. Bases 395 to 1384 code for a protein of 329 amino acids. Gene Ontology annotation, biological process: actomyosin structure organization. The record is from RefSeq and is a predicted model, not a curated record. NCBI's taxonomy places the organism in Eukaryota, Metazoa, Chordata, Mammalia, Primates, Galagidae.